ACCCAUUACGUCAGUUCGGUCUUGCCAGUAGAGCGAUAAACACAUCUCUACGAAACCUUGCGAAUAAAUUGCAACUAUACAAGUAAAAUCCAACUCGAAACGUGUAACGGUACAAUAAGAACACAAACACGCUAGGGAGAAAGCGUCGGUGAAAGCAAGCAUCGCCAGUGUGAACCCCGCGUCGCGACGAACGGACGAAAUAACCUCAAAAUGUCGCUCGCGAUCAUAUCCGCGGUCAUCGCUACAAGUGCCUGCAUUUAUUGGUACAUGAACCGACACAAACCGAUAAAGCACAUUUUAUGGGAGCUCCGCUACAAUUUGGACAUGCAGGGCGCGGGUGUCGGCGGCCUUAUCGACGACUGGGUGAAUAUGACAAGGAACAAAAUAGUGUUGCCAGACGCAAACAAGAGAAUCGCAGUGAUAACAGGCGGAGCGCGCGGCAUAGGCACUGAAGUCGUCCGAGGAUUAUUGAAAGCGAACAUGAUCGUGAUUAUGGGAAUUAGAAAACCUGAAUUAGCGAAAAAACUGGCGGAACAAUUGGAAAAUGGAGAAAAUUUGCACGCGUUCCAAUUGGAUUUACUAUCUCUGAAAUCAGUGAAAGAUUUUGCUGAUGCAGUGUUGACGAAGUUCCCCGAGAUCCAUAUUUUGGUAAAUAAUGCUGGGAUAAUGUUUGGAGAUUAUAAACUGACGGAAGACGGCUUGGAGUCCCAGUUAGCUGUCAAUCAUCUUGGCCAUUUCUAUUUGACACAUCUAUUGUUGCCAGCCCUGAAAAAGGGCGGGAAUGUUGGGGAAUGCUCAAGAGUAGUAAAUGUGUCAUCCUGCGCCCAUUAUCCGGGAAAGAUAUACUUUGAGGACAUAAAUUCGGAACAGUAUUAUGACACAUCAGCUGCCUACUCACAGUCAAAACUGGCACAGUUGAUGUCAGCAAGAUAUAUUAACAAGAUUUUAGAAGAAAAUGGCGAUAGAGUAAGAUGCUACUCCGUACACCCUGGGAUAGUGGACACAGAUUUGUUCAAUGGCACAUUGUUUAGAACAGCAUUUCCGUGGGCCAUGAAAUUAUUCUUCAAAAGCCCGGAAAAAGGAGCGGUGUCUAUUCUACAUGCAUGUUUCAACAAAGACUUGGAGAAGAAAGGGGGUUUAUACAUCAGCAAUUGCAUUGAAGGCAUUAGUAACAAGUUCUCUAAUAAUGUGGAUCAUCAGAAAAAACUGUUUGAAAUGUCUUGUGACCUAGUCAAAAUAGAUAAAGAUAGUUUCGGUACAGCAUUCAAUUUCAAUUUCAAAGCCUUUAAUUUCGAGCAUACAGUUAAUAAUAAUAUUUAGUACAGUUUUCGUUAUUUGUUCAUGUGUUUGCAGCAACCGUCGGCUCGACGUGUCCUUUUGACACAAAGGCCUCCUCCAAUGCCUUCCAUGCCUCUCUGUCUCUAUCUAGUCGUGUCCAUAGUGGACCCGCAGUUUUCCUUAGAUCAUCUGACCAUCUUUUGUAUUGUCUGCCUCUUUUCCUUUUUGUGUUGUCUCGUGGGGUCUGUUUGACCACUUCUGCUUUUCCCUGAGCAUGUGGCCCGCCCACUUCCAUUUUAGAGUUUUUGAUUUUAGAGUAACAUCUUCUAAUUUUGUGAUCUCUCUUAUUUCCGUCGCCCGUUUUCUGUCUCUUUUUGUGUACCCUAACAUGCUUCUCUCCAUUCCCCUCUGGCAUGUUAUUAGUUUUUGUGUCAUUUUUUCUGUUGCGGCCCAGGUUUGGCAUCCGUAUGUUAGUAUAGGCAAUAUACACAUAUUGAAAACUUUUCUUUUUAUUGAGAUGCGGUAAUCUUUAUUUUUCAUGAUGGUUUUUAGGGACCAGAACCUGUUCCAUGCAUUUGUGACCCUUCUGUUCAUUUCUUGUUCAGCUCGGUACAGCAUAAAAGUCAUUAAUUAAGUUUUUUUAGAUUUGGAAGACUGGUAUGUAUGUAUAAGGUUUUUUGUAUAAUAACUAUACAUUCCACUUUGCAAUUCACAAGGUUGUUAUUUUUUAUAAUGUAUAUUUAAUUAUUAAGUACUUAAAGGUAAUAAAGUUAUUUAUUUAGAA
This is a messenger RNA of Cydia fagiglandana, 2062 nucleotides long. RefSeq names its product retinol dehydrogenase 11-like. The transcript has 2 exons. The record is from RefSeq and is a predicted model, not a curated record. The coding region runs from base 211 to 1320 and encodes 369 amino acids. NCBI's taxonomy places the organism in Eukaryota, Metazoa, Arthropoda, Insecta, Lepidoptera, Tortricidae.